Messenger RNA from Knipowitschia caucasica, 3165 nucleotides. The record is from the annotation of a GenBank genome assembly. Lineage: Eukaryota; Metazoa; Chordata; Actinopteri; Gobiiformes; Gobiidae.
AUGGGGGUCCGUACAGGAUUUGCUCUGUUGUUGGUCUUCGGGAUUCUCUUCACAGUGUCCAAUGGGGCACCUCUUCACUAUCACCACAAACCAGGUGGAGACCCGGUGGAUUCUUUGUCCGUAUCCUUCUGCCUCUCUUUGGUGGUGUCGCUGACGGUUCUAGUUGCUCUGACUGUGGUAUUGGUGAAUUGUGUCACUUGCUGCAAGAAAAACGAGAUCAACUUUAAGGAGUUUGAGGACCAUUUUGAUGAUGAAAUUGACUUCACCCCCCCGGCAGAGGAUACCCCCUCAGUUCAGUCUCCAGCUGAGGUUUACACACUGGCAGUGUCCCCAGUUGCCCUGCCAGGACCCCCACAUCUUCAGCCGCCCUCUCACAUCACAGAAGGGGCCACUGGAGCUCAAAUUGCACGACACAGUUUGAGUUACAUACAGGAGAUUGGCAACGGCUGGUUUGGACAGGUUCUUCUCAGUGAAAUCUACACUGACCCUGGGGGCACCAGAGUGGUGGUGAAAGAGUUAAAGGCUAAUGCUGGUUCCAAGGAUCAGAAUGAAUUUCUGCAGCAGGGAGAUCCAUACAGAGUGUUGCAGCACCCGAAUAUCCUGCAGUGCAUUGGCCAGUGUGUUGAAGCGAUUCCCUUUCUUCUUGUGUUUGAGUACUGCGAGAUGGGUGAUUUGCGAGGCUACCUGUCUCACCAGGACUGGAUGUACAGAAGUGCAGAGGUAUUGCAGCUCCAGCGGAUGGCCUGUGAAAUUGCUGCUGGUGUCACUCAUCUCCACAAACACAACUUCCUGCACAGUGAUCUUGCACUGAGAAACUGCUUCCUGACUGCUGACCUAACGGUAAAAGUGGGAGACUAUGGCAUUGGACCUUACAGAUAUAAGGAGGACUACAUCAUCACAGAGGACGAUGUGUUUGCUCCUCUUCGCUGGUUAGCUCCAGAGCUUGUGUGUGAACGCCAUGGGGGAGUCAUUGCUUUGGAGCAGACCAAGGCCAGUAAUGUAUGGGCCCUGGGGGUGACUUUGUGGGAGCUUUUUGAGACUGCCAACCAGCCGUAUCCACAUCUGUCAGACCGCGAGGUUCUCAAUCAUGUGAUCAAGGAACAGCAAGUCAAACUGUUUAAGCCACAGCUGGAUCUGCCGUACUCCGACAGAUGGUAUGAGGUCCUGCAGUUCUGUUGGUUGUCCCCUGACAAGCGUGCAACGGCUGAGGAGGUGCAUCGCCUGCUCACUUACCUGCGCAUGCAGGGCCAGAAGGACAUGGAGGAGGACUUUGAGCAGCGCUGGGACGCGCUCAAACCAAACCCUGCCACACGGCAGACCACUAUCAGCCACUCGUCCUUCCCCAUCCUGGACCAGUUUGCAGACGAUGCUCUUCGCCAGGAGAUCGAUGAGGUUCUCACUGUCACAGAAACCAGUAAAGGUCUGAGUUUUGAAUACGUCUGGGAAGCGGCAAAGCAUGACCACUAUGAGGGUAACCACGGACACUCUGGUAUGGACACCACUUUAAACUACCACAGCACCUUCUUCCCUGUGUCCAUGGAAGAUAUCCAGGCUCAUUUCCCCAUUGCAUCAAACAGAGCAGCAGACGGCAGCAGCAGCACUCCUUCAGGAAUCCCUGGGAUCCUCUCAGUGUUUGACGCUCAGAAACAGUCCAAUGGAAAUGAGUUUUAUAUUCAGCUAGAAGAACCAGGGGAUGAAACUCCUGAUUCUCUGGACUCUUACGAUAUCCACAGAAUCGAUGAGAAGCAAGAGUAUGAGAAUGCACAGGCCAAGCCAAGCAAACUUCAACCUCCUUAUAAAAUAUCAGACAGUGGCUAUGAAACAGAAAACAUGGAGUCACCAGAGUGGAAUUCCCAACCUGGCGUCAAAGAUCUUCACAAUGGUCAAAUCUGUGAGAAUGAAGCUAGUCCUGGCGGCGCUGCUAAUAUUUUGGCUCCACCUGAAAUAGUUAUAUCGGACGUGGAGAGACUUGACGACGGGAGCUCAGAGGAACCUGCAGAACAGCCCGACAAUGCCAGCCCACCUCAGCCACUCAUCAUGAGCACCCAUUACAGAGACUCUGCCUAUUUCUCGGACAAUGAAUCCGAACCAGAGAAGAAAGCAGAAGAGACUGCUGCGGGAGGUUCAGUGGAAGCCAUGUGGUUGAGCGACAGUCACGGGCCGAUCGGUGAUGAGACGCCAGCAGUAGAAGUGAAUAUAAGCUUGGUUUUGGACUCUUCUCAUAUGCAAACUUCUGAAGACUUGGUGCUUGAAGUUGGAGAGGCAUACGACUCACAAUUUCACAAUUCAGAAAAUGCAAAUAUCUCUGUGGACAAUGAGGAAGAUGCAACAAUAAAAGCUGAGUUUUUACACACUUUGCCACCCGCAGAACAAUCAGAACUUGAGCCAGUUGCUGACGAACUUUUGCCCGUAACUGACGAAAACGGUCACAUCAAUGUAACCGAACUACAUGCCAGCGAAAGCUCCAAGAUCAAAGAGCCGGACGUGGAGGGGCGCUACCUGGGCCGGCUGGAAGGUCACGAGGACGGCAUGGAGGCGGACGAGGAGGACGAGAACAGCGAGGACUCGGAUGACGAAGACCUGCGCGCCUACAGACUCAACAGCUCCAGCUCCGACAGCGAGGACGAGGCCACGCACCCGGUACCGCUCAUCAUCUCCGACGACAGCGAGGCCAAGAACCUGCGGAGCUUACUGAAGCCCACCUCGCUCUGCAUCAACUCGGCAGCUUCCGGACUGGCUACGACUGGCAACGCAGACAACUCCAGGAGAGCCGUGUCCUUCUUUGAUGAUGUCACCGUGUAUCUGUUUGAUCAGGAUACACCCACCAAAGAACUCGGUGACCACUCCGGAAGCUCAAACAAUCACGUCCCAGAGUUCAGCAGCUCUGCCUCCAAAGCCAGUUAUCUGAACCGCUUCACCAACUCCGAGAGCUCCACGGACGAGGAGGGCGGUGGCUUUGAGUGGGACGAUGACUUCUCCCCUGGUCCCAAAGCUCUGCCCACAUCUGGGGCUGGGGGCCUGGGCACGGUGCCGCGCUGGAGCUCCACUUCCAGCUACUCGCGCUUCUCCAUCUCUCCGGCCAGCAUUGCCAGCUUCUCCCUCACUCACCUCACCGACUCCGACAUCGAGCAAGGAGGCAAUGGGGAAGAUGGAGAGAAGGACUGA